UGACAUUCUUUCAGCCAAUCAGAGAGCAUCUUACAUUGAUGUCAGAAAAACGAUAGAAAAUGACGGAAUGGAUAUCGUCAACAAAUAUCAGCUGACUAUAGGAAUAGUGUUGAUAUCAUUUCCCUCUCUGAUUACAGCAAUCAGUCCAAGUACUGGUUUAACAAGUACAGAAGAUAUUGCUACAAUUUCUGCUGUUACCCAAACACCAGACUUUAAUGCAACAACACAAGAAAACUUUACAACUGAAGUAAACAGUACAUUGACAAGCACAUCAGUAGGAUCGACAACUAUACCUUCCCCAUCCACUCCUUAUCGGUGCCCAGAUGGGGCACAUUGUCACAACCUAGGACCAGAGUGUCUUGAUUGCCAGUUUAAUUAUCAUUGUCUCUACGGAAAGGACACAUCUGUGAAUUGCACAGUGAAGGAGGGAGUAAGAUGUAUUGGUUCAAGAGAUCAAACUAAACCUUUGAAAUGCAGGUACUGCUAUCAGCAACCACAAUCAAAUUACACAUGCAGUAAGGUAAACGCUACAUGCGCUGUCAAAGACGCCCCACGCAAAAGAUACACAGCUGCUUGUCAAGUAAAAGAAAAUGUUUUCUGUUUAGGAAGCAGGACAUUUCAAAAGAGUCAGUUCUGUAACUGGACAAGUGGAUAUAAAUGGUCAACAGCACUAGCACUGAGUGUGACACUGGGCGGGUUUGGAGUGGACCGAUUCUACCUGGGGCAGUGGAAAGAAGCUCUGGGGAAAUUGUUCAGCUUUGGGGGGUUGGGGGUAUGGACCAUUGUUGAUGUUAUCCUGAUUGCUGUGGGAUACAUUGGACCAGCGGACGGAUCUCUCUAUAUCUAACGCUUUUUUCUUUUAAUUAACAGCAGCUAUUUUGAUCAUGAUUUGUCAUUGUACAGUUAAACUUUUCCUAAAAUGGAAUUUGAACUCUGGAUGUUUGUGAUGAAAGUUGAGAAAUUGUGUGCAUGUUUAACUUUAUAGCUUUGUAAAAAUGUGAAGGAGCUUUGAAUCGAAAUUUACAGUGAAUUUUUUUCUUACUAAUUAAUGUUCUGUUUUUCAUAUGAAUAUGUUUCGCCUUCUUUUUGAAUAGAAAAUAAAUAAUAAUUCAUAAAAAUUCA
Molecule: messenger RNA, 1122 nt
Organism: Magallana angulata
Lineage: Eukaryota; Metazoa; Mollusca; Bivalvia; Ostreida; Ostreidae
Product: TM2 domain-containing protein 3-like
Exons: 5
Coding region: 68-847 (259 amino acids)
Source: RefSeq, a predicted model, not a curated record